Messenger RNA from Melitaea cinxia (Glanville fritillary), 1246 nucleotides. RefSeq names its product probable galactose-1-phosphate uridylyltransferase (gene Galt). The coding region runs from base 38 to 1090 and encodes 350 amino acids. Gene Ontology annotation, biological process: beta-D-galactose catabolic process via UDP-galactose, Leloir pathway. The record is from RefSeq and is a predicted model, not a curated record. Gene Ontology annotation, molecular function: zinc ion binding; UDP-glucose:hexose-1-phosphate uridylyltransferase activity. Gene Ontology annotation, cellular component: cytoplasm. The transcript is spliced from 8 exons. NCBI's taxonomy places the organism in Eukaryota, Metazoa, Arthropoda, Insecta, Lepidoptera, Nymphalidae.
UGCCCUCUAUCCCAUAGCCAGAGGACGUGUUCACACGAUGAAUCAAUUUGAAGCUACAGAACACCAGCACGUGAGAUACAAUCCCCUCAAAGACGAGUGGAUUCUGGUGUCACCUCACAGGUGUAAGCGACCCUGGAGCGGGCAGACGGAACAGGCGCCAGAAGAACAGCCUCCAGACCCAAACAACCCUUUGAGAGCUGGUGCUGUUAGGGCUAAUGGACAGAAAAAUCCACCCUACACAUCAACAUACGUAUUCCCGAACGACUUUCCAGCACUUCUCGAAAGAGUACCGGAACCGCCCCCGCCUGAACAUCUUCUGUUCCAGGCGUCCCAGGCGAAAGGAACCUGCAGAGUAAUGUGCUUCCAUCCUGAUUCAUCAAUGACAAUACCCCUUAUGUCGGUUGAUGAAAUAAUGGCUGUAAUUGAAGAAUGGAUAAAUCAGUUGCAAGAGCUAGGUCGUCGCUACACGUGGGUACAGAUAUUUGAGAACAAGGGCGCUGUAAUGGGAUGCUCUAACCCCCACCCCCACUGCCAGAUUUGGGCUUCUAGUUUUCUUCCGAAUGAACCACGGGUUAAGGAGAGGUAUCAAAGGGAGUAUUACACUAAAUUUGGCAAAUCGAUGUUAGUCGAGUAUUUGGAACAGGAGCUGAAACAAAAGGAUCGUAUAGUAGUCCAAAACUCAGAAUGGGUCGCCCUAGUCCCAUACUGGGCUGCUUGGCCAUAUGAAACUAUGGUUCUACCCAUAAACAAUAGACCGCAAAGGAUGACAGAUCUCAAUGAGAGUCAGAAGAAGGGCUUGGCGGAGAUCAUGAAGAUGCUGUGUACGAAAUAUGAUAAUCUUUUCAACUGUAGCUUCCCUUACAGCAUGGGGUGGCAUGGUGCACCAACCGGCCCAUCAAAGAAACCAGGUGAUUCCCCCCACUGGUUGUUCCAUGGCAUCUACCUGCCCCCACUACUCAGGUCAGCCACUGUCAAGAAGUUCAUGGUUGGGUAUGAAAUGCUGGCUCAACCACAAAGAGACUUGACACCUGAACAGGCUGCCCAGAAGUUGAGAGAGUGUGAUUUAGUCCAUUAUAAAAAUAAAAAAUAGUUGUCUAUGACAUUAUUGAUAGUGUCUUUGUCUGCCUUGUCUAUGGAUUAAAAAAAUUAUAUAUAAAUAUCUUGCCAUCUAUUCAAAUGGGGACCAGUUCUGUUGUUAUGUAUAGAAAAAUACAAUUAUGUUGAAAUAAAUAAUUAUUUUUUUAAA